CGCUGCCGUACAAGUCGUUAGUGGGUUGGAGAAGCAUGACAUCAUGCCCAGCUCCAGCCUCCCUGCGAAAACAAAGCGUGAAACAUCCACAUCCCACUACAGCGACUCACCGUCCACCACCCGGCCGUCUGCACCGUGACACCCCGCGGCCCCGUCCCUGAGAUUCACACCGGGUGACCGGUGGAGUCUGAGAGGGGGCAUCCUUCCGUCCGUCAGUCCGGCGGUGCAUGCGUCUGUCCGGGGGAAUGGCGGAUGGAGAGGCCGCCGUGUCUGUGGUGGAGUGGGACAGCGGUGCGGUGAUGGGGGUCUAACCGAAAAACGUCCCUCCUCUGCGGCUUUCAUUCCUCUGCUCGGCUCGGUAUUCAGCUGCGGACAUGGAUCCUGAGAAGAAGUUGACAUUCUGCCUCGGGGUGAAGGCUGAGGAGAUGACCAUGUCCCUGCAGGGGCUGGACGGAACCGAAGCUGCCACGGUGGCUGUUUCUCAGAAGGAGACCGACAUGCGCACAGUGAAUAAGGUGGUGAAGCCACACAGGGGUUCUGGUAGCCAGCCUGUAGUCAGCCCAAAGUACUGUCCUGGAGUAAACAACAGUCCAGGUUACCUGUGUGAAACGGGACACUGCUGCGGAGAGACAGGCUGCUGUACCUACUAUUAUGAACUCUGGUGGUUCUGGCUCUUGUGGACGGUGCUCAUCCUCUUCAGCUGUUUCUGUGCUUACCGCCACCGCCGGGCCAAGCUGAGGAUCCAGCAGCAGCAGAGACAGAGAGAGAUCAAUCUGAUCGCCUAUAACGGAGCCUGCAACUACCCUUCCUCAAUGCUGGACCUCAGCUUUCUGGCUUCAUUCAAGUUGCCGUCUUACGAGGAGGUGGCGGCACAGCCCUGCACCCCUCCUCCGCCUUAUAGCUCCGUCUUCGCCCUGCAGGGUGGUAGCAUGGGGGGUCCUAGCUCCUCCUUCCCCUAUCACCACCACCACCGUAACCCCUGCCCUCCCUACCUGGGCCCUGGCCCCAGCGGCAUGACGUCCUCCCAGAGCUCUGACAACUACACCAGCUGCUCCUGCGAGUCGUGCUCCCUCACCUCCCCCUCGAGCACCUCCUUCUCCUUCCAGGUGACAGACGAGACGUACGACAGCAGCCACAUCUCCACACCCAGCGAAGCCGGAGGCGACUCUGCCAUCGUGCCACGGGUAGGCGCCACCUUUUCACCCACACCCUCCCCGCCACUUCCAUUGAAACUUCCACCUGAUGUUUUACCUAUGGCCGCUCCAGACAUCGCACCUGUGCAGAGACGCUCCUCUAAUGGCAGUGAAGGAAACUCACCUCCAGCUCCUUCGUUUUCACUUCCUCUACGCUCUCAUCCUUCACAGCCCUCUCGCCUCCCGCUGUCUCCCCUCACCCUGUUAACUUCCCUCCCUCCUGGUCAGGUCCAUCCUCUCAUCUUCUCAGACCCACUUGGAAUCAUGGCUGUCCAGAAAGAGAAAGAAGAAGACAUUUCACCUCAUGGUCCGACCCCCAGGCCCACGCUGCCCCCCCCCAAACAGGUGCUCAUCUCAUCAAAUGUGGCCACGUUCACACGUAGCAGCAGCAAAGAGGAACAUAAGCUAGAAGAAGAGGAAGAAGAAGAGGAAGAUGAGGAGGAGGAUCAUUUCCGGCACAGACGACUGACGGGUGACUCGGGCAUCGAGGUGUGUCGCUGCCACGUGAAGAGGGAGGAGCAGGAGGAGGAGGAACUGCAGAAGGGGCAUAUGAAAGAGGCUGUGAAGGGGAAGGAAAGGGAGGAUGUGCUGCACGACAGCGUGGACUGUUCCCACCGUGCAAAGGCCGGCGGGCAGUCGACUAUCUCGGAAGACUGCGUCUGGCAGCGCGGCCGUGUCUCCUCCUCCUCUCGUGGCAUCCAGAAGACGGUGGAGGCCUCGUAGGCUGACGGCCAGUGAGUUUGAAGUUGAACAAAGUUACAGUUUAAGACUAGUAGGUGAAAAGUUGAAUCACCUAAGAAAAGUCUUGCAGGUCUUUGUGGUUACAAACCAAGAGACAGGACGAGGAAUAGAUCCACCUGUUUUCUCUGUGUUUUAUUUCAAACGAGAACCUGAAAGUAGUAUUUUGUAGUUGGCUGAUUUGGUUCAUAGUAGGAGAAACAGAUCUUUUUUUCAUGAUGAAAAUGCUAACGACUUGUUCCUUCUCUUUCUCCUUCAUUUUCCCACAUGCUUACCUAAUCAGUUAUUGCAGGUAGCUUAGUGACAACAUCCCUUUACUUUUUAUCUCUCUGCUUGCUAAUAUAACAUUUUAGCUGUUUUCAGUGAAAUAGUCAGUGGUUCCCAACCUGGGGGUCGGGACCCCUCAAAAGGGUCAUGAGAGGAUUAGCCCCAUAGGAAAAAUGAAGAGUGUUCUACCGUAUAGAAUAAUGUGCUAAUUUUCCAAUAUUUCCCUGAUCGUAAACAAUCUGAGAAGCGAAAAAUCCAUAUUUGGGUUGAGCUGCUCACAACUUAUCAAUUUAUGCAACGUAAGAUGGAUCUCAAGAAAAUGUUCUUUAAUUUACAGGGUCAUGAAUGUUUGGAACCACUGUCAGUGGCAGUACAGCAGUAUACCAUGUUCUAUAUGCUAUUUGAUCAGCAUCUGUAACCAUAAACUUAAGUGGUUAUCAUUAACUGACCUUUGUAAUUCAAAGAAAAUAACACCUACAGUACCUGAAGUAAGAUUGUGCAACAGGUUAUUUUCAACAGAGCAGAUUGAAAACAGGAGUUAUAUCUUUGAAUCUACUGGCUUCUAAUUUUUGAAUAUAUAUUGAUCACUAAAAUAUUUCAGAUGAUUUAUUUCUUGUCGGGUGACUUUUUACUUUCACCAGCCUGUUCCCUCUGUUUACCAGAGGAACUAACGACAGAGGCAUCUAUUGUGACUGAUUCAAGGUCUGUGUGUGUGUGUGUGUGUGUGUGUGUUUUAUACAUUUUGUCUUCUAUUGUUCCCUUAAGGAAAAAUAGGAUGCAAACAUUGAUUUCAAAAUGUAUGGGUGGCAAAGCUUUACAAUGAUUAUACCUUGAUGUUUCAGACUGUUACAUGAAUACUGUUUGACUUUGGAUGUAACGUGUUCGAACAUGUUCCUGUUCGGUCGUUGCCAUUUUUUUGCGGGGCAAUUGGACCGUUGAGUUUUUAAACAAGGCAGAAACUUUAAGCCUAAUCUCAUCACUGAUCAUGAAUGUAAAAGGUAAUUGCAGUGACAAAAAAAAAAUAUAUAUAUUGAAGAUGUUUACGGAGAUUUUUUUAUCGCAUGUUGCUCGACUGAAAGAGUCUGGAAAAGGCAACGCAAACUGGCAGACAUGGGCUUGAAAUGUGAUGUCUGUCCCAGCUGAGUAAUGCUUCGAAGGGCACUUGGAGAUCGUAUACCUCCGCCAAAGCUGAUUGGCCACUUUAUCACCUUAAUGCAUAUUGAGAGGUGUUCUGCAAACUCUUUACAUCAAACACAGGAAAAAUAACUUUUCUCUGAUACAUAUAUAAGGAAUAUUUGUUUUUUCAUAAAGAUCUCUGUUAAAGAAAGAGGAAAAAAAUCCUGGAUCCGCACCAAAAUGUAAUGGGUUCUUCUUUGACCCACACCACAUCCUUCCACCAAGUUUUGUGGAAAUCGUUUUUUGUGUAAUGCUGCUAAUUAACAAACAAACACACACAGAAGAAAACAUGAUGUCAUUGGCGGAGGUAAAAAACUAAAUGUGUAAAUGCAUGAAGUGAGGGUUUACAGUCCCAGUCAGUGUGAUGCUUUUAUUUUGAAAACUGACUAAUCUGAGACUGCUUUUCUCUUAACGUGUCCUGGUUUGUAUAUAAAACCACUCGUCGGUUGAUAUUCCAGUCGUACGGCGUGUGCCGCUGAUGUCUCUGCCUGUUGGUGGAGCGUGAAACCUUUUGAUUGACUCUGUGUAUGUCCUAGGAUUAUGCGAGGGUUAGUCUCGGUGCUGCUUAGCAGGAGCAGCACGUGUUCUCUUGUGAUUGAUCCUCGGUACAAAAUGUACUCGAGAAUCGAGUGUCAGAGAGAGGAGGGAAGGUCUCAAAUCACAUUUUUGAACAUGUCUGUCCUGCUGUAGUUUGUGUCUCUGGGGUUCAUUGACUCAAGGCCACUUCAAUGUGUCCUUGGCCCAGUGUGACAAUGACUCGCCUGAGGGUUUCAAGUGAUUUGUAGCUCUUUGUAAAAACAUUGAGUCGAUUUGUCUCUGCGAUAUCUUUUAUUGGUUAAAGACAAAUCAUGUGUUUCCAGGGAGAGCAAGUAGGUUUGUGUUGCAGUCAUCUUGAUCUCUGUUCAAAUCUCUUGUGCAGUGACUCCCAGGCGUUACAGAGGUGACAUAUCAGCAGAAAAGCCUUUGGGCUGCUGUAAGUGUUUUUAGCUUUAGCUCAAAGAAAAGUUAUUAUUUUUAUUUUCAAUAGUCUAGAGGUUUUUUUUAAAUUAAAGUAUAUGGUGCCUAGAUGAAAAUAGACUUUCUGUUAGACAUACUAAAGUUUUUAAUGCUGCUAUGUGAAUUUGUGUGUUUUCUGUAAAUUGUGUAUAGUCGUACAUCCAACAUUAUUCUAGCAGUGCUUACAGCAGUCUCUUUACAAAAUAUACGCAGUACACAUGAGACUUGCAAAAAUAGUAUUUAGCAAUAGUAUUCACACUUUUUUUUUUCCUUAUUCUAGUUAAUGCUGGUUGAUAGGAAAUGAACUGUUGUGAAAAAAGACAUUUACCUCUUCAUUAUGAAUCCGUGAGCUGUGCCGGGCAGAGGCCCUAGAUUGUACACAGCAUAACAGUUAAAUGCCUUUGGCUUAAGGUUUCCAAGUGCAAACUUAGAUUUUCUGGUUUUACCUUCGACCCGGUUUGUGUCUCUCAUGCAUGAACAUUACGUUUGAGUCACAUAGCGACACAUUUGUCUUUCUGAAGGAUAAGUAGCCGACAGUUUCAGAAAAUCCUGAGGAUAUUUCUGGACUCUUCAAAGUCUCUUCUGUUGAUCUUGAUAAAUAAAAACUAAAUAUAAAACCAACAUCCUUCCACUGCAUUUUAUAAUAGAUUUUUAACCCAAGUUGUGUUUUUUAAUUCCACAUCAAUAGUUUAGCAAGAACUUAAAUCCUUGCUUUAUUUGCAUGGCAUUAACUGAAAUUUGUUUCCUAUAUUUGUGAUUUAUUGUUUUUAUAGAAAAUAAUGCUAUUAUUUGGCAUUGACUUAUAUGUUAAGUAUUAAUACAUUUUGUAAUUUUGUUGGCUGCAACAUUAAGGAGCAAAAUUACUGCAUUUUGUAAGAAAUUAAAAGCACCAUUUACAUUUGAAUUGUGCAUACGAUGAUGAAUUAAAAAUUUACUUUUAUUUUCAACUAAAAGGCUAAAUUAAUUAUGGCAGAAUUAUUCAGGACAUGUUCAUGGAAGUAAAUGUACUGUAUAAUUAAGAAAUCAUGCUAGAAAACCAUAUGUAAGAAAUACUCUUUUGGUUUUUGUUGUGUAGUUUUGUAGUGCGCAACACUCUGGAUCUGGCUUUUAUGAAUUAGUAGUAUCCUUUAAGCCUAUAUGGUUUGGCCAUAGGUUAUAUUCAUCAUACAUGGUAAUAAAAACAUUUCAUUAAUUUAUAUAUUUUUUUGUGUGGGAAACAUCAAAGGUAAGAAAUAAAGUUUUUUAAAAAAAUACAAAAAAUCUGUUAUUGUACCGUGGACUCCAGAGCAGAACAGAGAAGUCGAUGAUGAUAGUGUCAUUAAAUGGCCUGCGUUUUAUGAUGAUCAUUUGAAAAACACAUGUUUAGCUCUGUGACUUGAAUUUAACACAAGAUUCACAAACCGGAGCCAGUUUUACCCCGACUCUGAUUUCACAUCAAAGCCAAACUGAGUUCAGUGUCUGUGGAGCAAGUUUAGUGUGAACUGAGAAAACGCCCCCAACUCUACCCUCAUUUCCACAGUGUAGGCCAAGGCCUGAUACAAGACUGUUACCUCGCUGAGUUUUGACUGCAAAGGACUGUUUACUUUUCCUUAUCGAGAUAGUAUCUACUCUAUAUUUGUACUGACGUUAUUUUGUAAUGCCAAGAAUUGAUGAGCAGAAGAAAAAAAAAAGAACACAAUACACAGAGAGCCCACUCUCUCGGCUAAUCUAGUUUGCAAGGAACCAACAAAACAUGAAAAACCUGCUGAUGCGGGAACACUCAAGGCUGUUUAUGAAACUUCUCCUUCUUACUCCUGCAGCGACGGGGAGCGCAGGAUUUAUAUCUGUAUGUGAUCGUGUGUGGAAUAGUACAGAUUAAUAUUACUACAACAUGUGGUGUUCUUUGAGGGUAUCUUUGUGCAGUUCUACCUGCAGCUCUUCAGUGUGCUAUGUGUGGGGGAGUAAUCGUCAGCCGUGUGUUGUCGUGCUGUUGAAUCACUGUCGCUUAUUAUGAAGCCAAAGUUGAGUGUAGUUGGUAUUCGUUGACAUGAUAUUUGUCGAUAUAAACACCCAAACAUUUUUCUGUCAUCAUGAAUAUCAAGUUGAUUUUGUAUCUUGGUGUAUAGCGUAGAGAUUUCUGUUGCACACUCUGCCGUAAAAAUCAAACAAUGCGAUGCUCUCACGUUUUAAGAUAUAUAUAAAUAUACAUAUAUAUUUGGUUGCACAUGUUUUGGUGCUUUUUUUAGAUGGUGGGAUUUUUAGGUUUCUUCCAUUUGAGUUUUUUUUUUAUUGAUGCUCUUUUCUGCCAUUUUGGACACUGACAUCUGCUUUAUUCAACAAAAACUGUGGAUUUUGUGUAAAAAUAAACGA
Molecule: messenger RNA, 6719 nt
Organism: Paralichthys olivaceus (Japanese flounder)
Lineage: Eukaryota; Metazoa; Chordata; Actinopteri; Pleuronectiformes; Paralichthyidae
Product: WW domain binding protein 1-like
Source: RefSeq, a predicted model, not a curated record